UGUAGCAGGCGGGCCCCCGCGCGGCAGCGUCCAGGACCCGCGCGGCUCCUGGGGAUGGUGAGCAAGGCGCUAGUGCGCCUCGUGUCUGCCGUCAACCGCAGGACGAUGAAGCUGCUGCUGGGCAUCGCCUUGCUCGCCUACGUCGCCUCUGUUUGGGGCAACUUUGUUAAUAUGAGGUCUAUCCAGGAAAAUGGCGAAUUAAAAAUUGAAAGCAAGAUUGAAGAGAUUGUUGAACCACUCAGAGAGAAAAUCAGAGAUUUGGAGAAAAGCUUUACCCAGAAAUACCCACCAGUAAAGUUCUUAUCAGAAAAGGAUCGAAAAAGAAUUUUGAUUACCGGAGGUGCAGGGUUCGUGGGCUCCCAUCUAACUGACAAACUCAUGAUGGAUGGCCAUGAGGUGACCGUGGUGGACAACUUCUUCACAGGCAGAAAGAGAAAUGUGGAACACUGGAUUGGCCAUGAGAACUUCGAGCUGAUUAACCAUGAUGUGGUGGAGCCCCUCUACAUAGAAGUUGACCAAAUAUACCAUCUGGCGUCCCCAGCCUCCCCUCCAAAUUAUAUGUAUAACCCUAUCAAGACACUGAAGACCAAUACAAUUGGGACAUUGAACAUGUUGGGAUUGGCAAAACGCGUGGGCGCCCGUCUGCUCCUGGCCUCGACCUCGGAGGUGUAUGGAGAUCCUGAAGUCCACCCUCAAAGUGAGGAUUACUGGGGCCACGUGAAUCCGAUAGGACCCCGGGCCUGCUACGACGAAGGCAAACGUGUCGCAGAGACCAUGUGCUACGCCUACAUGAAGCAGGAAGGCGUGGAAGUGCGAGUAGCAAGAAUCUUCAACACCUUUGGGCCACGCAUGCACAUGAAUGAUGGACGGGUGGUCAGCAACUUCAUCCUGCAGGCACUCCAAGGGGAACCACUCACGGUGUAUGGAUCUGGAUCUCAAACAAGGGCAUUCCAGUAUGUCAGUGACCUGGUGAAUGGCCUGGUGGCUCUCAUGAACAGCAACGUCAGCAGCCCUGUCAACCUGGGGAACCCAGAAGAACACACAAUCCUAGAAUUUGCUCAGUUAAUUAAAAACCUUGUUGGUAGUGGAAGUGAAAUUCAGUUUCUCUCUGAAGCCCAAGAUGACCCACAGAAAAGAAAACCAGACAUCAAAAAAGCAAAGCUGAUGCUGGGGUGGGAGCCUGUGGUCCCAUUGGAAGAAGGUUUAAAUAAAGCAAUUCAUUACUUCCGUAAAGAACUGGAGUACCAGGCAAAUAAUCAGUACAUCCCCAAACCAAAGCCUGCCAGAAUAAAAAAGGGCCGGACGCGCCACCACUGAGCCCUCGCUCUUAGGACACAAGACUCCCUGUUUUACAUUUGAUGAGAUGUAUUUUUUGGUUUUUUUUUUAAAAAAAAGACUUAAACAGGUGUCAUGAAGAACAAACUGGAAUUUCAUUCUGAAGCUUGCUUUAAAGACAUGGAUGUGCCUAAAGCUCCCCUCAAAACCUGCAGACUUUGCUUGCACUUUUUGAAUCUGUCUUUUUGUAAAAUAGCCUAGAUGCAUCUCUGCAUAUUUUCAAGUUUUUUAUCUUGCUGUGAGAGCGUAUGUUGUGACUGUCGUUGACAGUUUUAUUUACUGGUUUCUUUGUGAAGCUGAAAAGGAACAUUAAAUAAGAUGAAAAAAUCCUAAUUUUAUUUAUAAAGUAAAUAAAAUGAGAUGUUAUACUAUGCAUAAAGAAAACAAAAACCUAGCAGUAUUGUCAGGUGGGUGGUGCACUGGCAUUUAUUUUUGGACAGAUAAAAGAAUUCUGUUUCAGAGCUUUAUGUUUCUUUUUUAAUACAGAAUUUUUCCACAGUCUAGUUUUUAGUUGCAAACUUGACUUUGAGAUAUUUUCUGUUGGUUAUCAUGAUCAAGGAUAUUUGAAAUCACUACUGUGUUGUGCUGCAUAUUUGGGGGUGGGGGGACAAAAUUAAGGUAUUCUUGGUAAUUGUGGUUAAAUUGCUAUUUUAAUAAAAUAUUGAAAUUCA
This is a messenger RNA of Marmota flaviventris (yellow-bellied marmot), 2006 nucleotides long. RefSeq names its product UDP-glucuronate decarboxylase 1 (gene Uxs1). The record is from RefSeq and is a predicted model, not a curated record. Gene Ontology annotation, cellular component: cytoplasm. Gene Ontology annotation, molecular function: NAD+ binding; UDP-glucuronate decarboxylase activity. Lineage: Eukaryota; Metazoa; Chordata; Mammalia; Rodentia; Sciuridae. Gene Ontology annotation, biological process: D-xylose metabolic process.